UUCAAUAGUUUGGGCGCGAUACUGUAUCGAGAAACCAAGUCGUGGUAUUUUUUCAGUGCAGUGCAAUUUUGUGUCUAAAAAUUAUUAGAAAUAAAGGCGAGAUUCACUCGUGAUGGGUACCGAUGAUCCUAAUGCUUUGGCUGCUGUGGAAUUUGAGGUCUAUGGACAGGUUCAAGGGUGCUACUUUACAAAAUACUGCAAGGAGCUAGCAGAACAGCUGGGUGUGGGAGGCUGGGUGAAGAAUUCGAAGAAAGGAACCAUUGUAGGCAAAAUACAAGGCACGAAGGCACAACUGGAUCACAUGAUUGACUGGCUAAGCACCACAGGGUCUCCAGGUUGCAAGAUAGAGAAAUGUGACCUUACCAACUGGGAGUACGUCGCGAGGAUCGCAUACACGGACUUCACUAUUCGAUUUUAAUACAACUUUUGUAAUCGGUUUCUUAAUUGUAAUGUUUAUUUUUAAGGAGUUCUUUUC
Molecule: messenger RNA, 475 nt
Organism: Spodoptera litura
Lineage: Eukaryota; Metazoa; Arthropoda; Insecta; Lepidoptera; Noctuidae
Product: acylphosphatase-2
Molecular function (GO): acylphosphatase activity
Source: RefSeq, a predicted model, not a curated record